Molecule: messenger RNA, 726 nt
Organism: Entrophospora sp. SA101
Lineage: Eukaryota; Fungi; Glomeromycota; Glomeromycetes; Entrophosporales; Entrophosporaceae
Source: the annotation of a GenBank genome assembly
AUGAAUGUUAUGAAAGACAAUCAAGUCCCAGCCCUAGAAAUAGCAGAAUUUUUUCUUUCUUUAGACCCUAAGAGAGAAUAUUUUGUCAAAGAUAAAAUGAUAAAAGUGGAGGGGAAUUCGGUGCCAACUGUUGGCAACCUUCGUCUUAAUAAACUAUUACAAAUUACUCAAAUGCUUUAUGCGGCCAAAGAAGGAAAAUAUUUAUUUCCGGAAAAGUUUUUGGCUUUUGAGCAUGGCGGAAUAAUCUAUGAUAUUUACCAUCAGUUCCAUUUUCUCGUUAUUCCUCACAAAUCUACCUCAAUUAAGAACUUGAGUUCCAACUUAAAAGCCUUUCUUGCUAAAAUUUUUGACUACUUUAAAACUUAUACUAAUCAGCAAUUAGAGGAUUUUGAAGAAGACGGUUUUUUUCUUUUCUGUCUAUUAACAAUUACUUCCCAAAAUGAAGAAGAAAAACAAUUUAUCUCCCAGUAUGAAAUUCGUAAAUUACCUGAUUGCUUAAAAAUUGAUCCUUCUUUUGUUAGAAUACAUCGCCAUGCGAACUUGAAAAUAGCAAAAAGUAAAUUAAUUAAACUUCUCUGCAAUAAGUGUCCACAAGGAUGUUUUAAAUGGCUUAAAGAGAAAAAUCAAAACGAAUAUGAUUUUAUUGUAAAAAAGCAUGAAGAUUAUCGUAAUGAUAAGUUAAAUGUUUCAAAAUUGCGACCGCCUAUUGAAGUUGAAAUAGAUUAA